Messenger RNA from Emiliania huxleyi CCMP1516, 849 nucleotides. RefSeq lists its product as hypothetical. Lineage: Eukaryota; Haptophyta; Isochrysidales; Noelaerhabdaceae. The coding region runs from base 1 to 849 and encodes 282 amino acids. The transcript has 4 exons. The record is from RefSeq and is a predicted model, not a curated record.
AUGGGCCUCACGCCGGACGAGUUUCGCCGCAAGGGCACGUCGCUCAAGGGCACCAUCCAGCUCUUCUGUGCGCUCCUCUUCCUGUACGCCGCCUCCAUCUUCUUUCGCGGUGAGGCGGGCUUCUUUCCGGACGACGCGGCGCACCGCGCCAUCAAGGGCGCCGAGAUCUUCCAGGAGGAGACGCAGCUUUCUAAGACGGUGCAGACGGUGGGCGGCACCCUCGUGGCGAUCUCCGUCGCCGGCUCCAUCGUCGCCUACCUCUCGCGCGAGCGCUGGGUCACAUUUCUCGUGCUCGUCUGCCUGUCGGCCUCGACGCUCACGCUCGCGCAGCUCACGCGCUCGCACGCGAGCUCGUGGAACGACGAGAUGGAGGAGGGCCGCGCGGCGCGCUUCGAGCUGACGGACGAGGCGCGGUACGAGUACGGAGGCACCCCUGGCGAGUGGGCGCGGAUGCGCGGUGUGUACGAGCAGGAGUGGGCCUCGUGCGGCGGCGGGGGCCUCCACUCCCUCUCUGCGGUCCUCGAGCAGCUGGACAGCUCGCAGCGAGAGCAGCUGGCGCGGGGCUGGCUGGCUCGACGCGUCCGAGCGAGGCAGUGGACAGCGCCUGCUACGGCUCCAGCUGGCGCCGCGCUGCUCGGGCCGGCCGAGGAGCCGCUCGACGCAAAGGCGCUCUUCUGCUUGUGCGAGCUGUCCCCGCCGUACCAGCGGCUGCUCGGCGAGGUCGACCUCGCGCUCGGCCAGCUCGGCGACACCUUCGUCUGGCUCGUGUGGGGGCCGGUCGCUAUCGUGCUCUGGUUCUCGCUCUGCACGCAGGACCGGGACGAGUACUUUGACCCAGAUUUACUAUGA